CGAUUACAUAAGGCAGAAAAUGCAGAAAACGUUAAAAAAGGAGCUCAGCUUCUCCCUGGACACCCUGGAGCGGUAUCGCGCCAAAUAUGGACGCAGUGCCUCAUCGGACACAAAUGGCAAUGGAACACAGCUGGAAUCGCACCCGGCACAGAUCUCUGACAUGGGCACGGCUACAGCUACGCGCACGGUCUCGCCUCCCCCCUCGCUAUUCAAGCCCCAGUCCCCACCUAAGCUGACCAAGCUGCAGGAGCUGCAACAGAAGAAGGAGGCAUAUAUGCGACAGCGCGAGCAUGAGCGGGAAAUGGAGCAGCUGCUGAAGGCAGCCGACAAAGCCAGCCGGCAAGACGCAGCCAGAGCCAACAAUGCCAACAGCAGCAGUAACAGCACCACCGGCAACAGCACCACCACCAGCACCAGUACCACCACCACCAGCACCACCUCCUCGACAUCCACCUUAGCCAAGACCAGCGCGUCCUCCACGACCACAGCCUCGGCCCAGCAGUCGAGCAAAACAGCUGCUGGCUACAGCAACUGGAAUAACAACCACACAACACUCAGCUCGCAGCCUUGGUGCGCGAUCAGUGAUCUUAUGUACUUCUGUGACAAAUACGAGUUCAAGACUCUGAGUACACGGGACCUGAAGACCCAUCAGGAGAUUGUGGCGGAGGUGCGUGCCCUGCUCUCCGGCAAGGCACCGUUCGAUCAGCGCACUCGCUUCCCCGGCAACAUUCACGAUCCGGAGAAUCUGUGGGUUUGCAUUGGACGCUGCGCGAGUGUCGAAUAUCAUUUGCAGCGCAUCAUCAGCGUCUUCCGGAAACCCCUCAAUCAGCUGACGCCGGACAAGCAGCGAACGGUGCGUCAGAACUUUCACCUGGCCGUCAGUGAACUGCGUCUGGACAUAUCGGCGCGCAUUAGCGAGGUGCGACUGUACGAUAGGUUGGUAUUCGAGCGGGAGUUUCGACUGGAAUGGCAAGACGAGGUCUAGUCUAGAGGAUCUACAGAAGG
Messenger RNA from Drosophila arizonae, 1005 nucleotides. RefSeq lists its product as uncharacterized. Gene Ontology annotation, molecular function: structural molecule activity. The record is from RefSeq and is a predicted model, not a curated record. Lineage: Eukaryota; Metazoa; Arthropoda; Insecta; Diptera; Drosophilidae.